Molecule: messenger RNA, 2051 nt
Organism: Daldinia caldariorum
Lineage: Eukaryota; Fungi; Ascomycota; Sordariomycetes; Xylariales; Hypoxylaceae
Exons: 6
Coding region: 569-1963 (464 amino acids)
Biological process (GO): protein localization to plasma membrane
Cellular component (GO): plasma membrane
Source: RefSeq, a predicted model, not a curated record
ACUUUACUGUAGUGUUGUAGAUAUUCACUUGGCCAGAAUAUGUAUAAAUAAAAUCAUUUAUUCUACCUAUCAUCGAGCCAUAUGAGAUAUUUAAGCCACUACGAGAUCCUAAUAACUCUCGUAUAGGUGCCUACCUAGCUGAACUCUUGGUAGUUAAGGGGAAAAAGGAUUACUUAGGUACCUGUCGUUCGCAUCGCCCCUUUACUGAGCCUGUUUGUUUUUCUCGGUAGCUCUUAGCUGAAGCCUGAAUAUAACCUCACUAAGGUGUAGACUACAUCUCAACUUCAGCCUCUACUAGUGACUUACAUAAGUACCUCUUUAUUGCGCCUCACUCUAUACGGUCAGCCUAGGCAUUUCGAAAAGCUAAUAUUCUAGCGUCCUUCGAUCGCACAUAUAAGUGAAUUAUAUCGCGUGGUCAUAAACACCAUAUCUUCACCUUCUGCUUGUCCGCCUAUAUAUCCCUUUCUUCUCUAUUCUCCUUCUUCUCGACUGAAGCACAAGAAAGACGCCCCUAGCUCUUCCUAGUACUACAUUACCACUUAAAAAGCUAGCCAAAAAUUACACCACCAUGUCGUAUAAAAUUGCCGCCCCCGAUGAGUACCUUGCCAUCACUGGCAUGAACGUGAAGAAUGUACUCAUCACGAAAGCAGCAUGGGUCUGGCCCUUUCAGAGAUGCACACGCUUCUCGGUUCAACCACACGAUUAUGCCAUGAACCUUCAAGCCAUGACAAAGGAGAAACUUCAAUUCCUUCUCCCUGUCGUGUUUACCAUUGGACCGGAUGUGAACAAUCGAGGAGCCAACUCGAGGAACCACAAACCAAAUGUAAAUCAGGAAGAUGGUCAUCCAGGACACGACCAUACCCACGACGAGGACCGUGGGGAUUCUCUAAUGAAGUAUGCCAUGCUGCUGGCCGAGUCGACCUCCCAGAAAAAGGGGUCGCAGUACCUCGAGAAUAUCGUCAAAGGCAUCAUCGAGGGUGAAACCCGAGUACUGGUAUCCAGCAUGACCAUGGAAGAAAUCUUCACGGAGCGCGAGGAGUUCAAGCGCCGCAUCUUCCGAAACAUCCAGGGCGAGCUCGACCAGUUCGGCCUCAAGAUUUACAACGCCAACGUCAAGGAGCUUAAGGACGCUGCGGGCUCUACCUACUUCCAAUCGCUCUCCCAGAAGGCCCACGAAGGCGCGACGAACCAGGCCCGCAUCGACGUCGCAGAGGCGCAGCUCCGCGGAAACGUCGGCGAGGCGGAAAGGCACGGCCAGCAAGAGCGCUCUAUCGCAAAGAUUAACGCGGAAACCGCCGUCCAAAAGACAGACCGAGACGUCGAGCGCGCGGCGGCGGAAGCCAACCUAGCGACGCAGAAGACGAUCCUGAGCCGGGACGUGGAGAUCGCGCGGAUCCAGGCGACGCGGGCGACGGAGUCGCGGGACGAGGACCUGAAGAAGGAGGUGCAGGUGAAGCGGGCGGCGGCGGAGCUGGAGCGGCUGCGGGCGGUGGACGUGGUCAAGGCGUCGAUCGCGCGCGAGAGCAAGCAGCACGCCGCCGACGCCAAGGCGUACGAGGUCGAGGCCGAGGCCCGCGCCAACUUCGACAAGUCCAACAAGGCCACCGACGCCGCCGCCUACCGCACCAAGGUCGACGCCGACACCCACGCCUUCGCCGCUGUCAAGAAGGCCGAGGCGUCCCUGCAGCAGCGCCUCCGCGAGGCCGAGGGUAUGGCCGCCAUGGCGGACGCGUACGCCAAGAUGAGCAAUGCUUUUGGCGGCCCGGCCGGUCUGCUCCAGUACAUGAUGAUCGAAAAGGGCACAUAUGUCGAGCUCGCCAAAGCCAACGCCACAGCUGUCCACGGCAUGCAACCCAAGAUCAGCGUGUGGAACACGGGGUCCGAAGCUGGAUCAUCGGGAGCUGGCGGCCAGGGGACCGGUCAAGAUAGCGCCGCCACGUUGAGAAACGUAAGAGACCUAUGAUCCAUUUGCCUGCCUGAUGGGUUAAAAAAAGCAUGUGUACCUAAUAUUAACAUAUGGCGUUCCAGGUAUACCAACUUCUCCCCCCGCU